AUGAAUGGCUACAACGCAAGUCCUGAUCUACCUCCGCCUCUUUAUGUCCGUGCCUUGUACGACUACGAUGCCGAUGACCAGACCAGUCUGAGUUUCCGUCAGGGCGAUAUUAUUCAAGUUUUGACACAACUCGAGAGUGGCUGGUGGGACGGCGUCAUCAAUGAUGUCCGUGGAUGGUUCCCCAGCAAUUAUUGUACCGAACUGUCACCCGAAGAGUUGACUUCAGGCCUGCCACGACACGAAGAAAGCGAACAGAGUGAGCAGAGCGCCGAGUCUGGUACCGAGGAAGAGUACGAGGAGGAAGCAGACUCCGAGCAUGACAACGGUGACGAUUCGGACCUGCCCAUCGAGGGAGGUAGCGAUUUGAACCAGGAAGAGGCCGCAUUUUGGGUCCCUCAGGCAACUCCUGAUGGCCGCUUGUUCUAUUUCAAUACCCUCACAGGCGUCAGCACCAUGGAGCUGCCUCUGGAGACACCCAGCGGGCCAGACGAAACCGGUCCCCGAGAUCGCAACAAUUUCUAUGUACCAGAUCAGUCCAGGCCACCUCCAGAACUGAUGGCCGGUGGGUACGAAAAGAGAGAUGACGACUCUGCAUCAGAUGCAGAUGGAGAACAUUCGUUCUUGAGGACCGGCAGGAACGCCUCCAACUCGGUCUCUACAACGACCUCAACGGCUUCCACAAGAGUCGACUCCACUGCAGCGAGAAGGGCGCACAAUCGGGCUGCUUAUGCCAAAAAUUCGAUUGGAUCCCUGUCAACAGCUGCUUCCGGCCCUCGCGGAGGUAGUAUCAGUAAGCCAGUCGUGCCAAAGUAUUUUUCCGACGAUGGCAUGGGCCCAGUGGUCACCUGGGAUACCCUGGUCGAGAACAUGCAGUCUUCAGUCGAGGCAUACCGACAAGCAAUCCAAGACCGCGAGCGUGCCGAGUUUGUCAGGCGCGCCGAGGAUAUCUCUGACCAUCUUCGCGUGUUGCUUGCGGCUGGGUCUGGAACCACCGACAACCAUUCGGGCAAUCCGUCCAUCAUCUCCACGAACAAGGCUUUGUACCCGCACUUCCGCGAGAUGAUGUCCAAGUUUUCGAAGCUAGUUCUGUCGUCUCAUAUGGCUGCGGCGGACUGGUUUGGGCAGGACAAUUUCGCAAAAUGCCUGCAGGAAGCUGACGGCGUUCUAAGAGGCGUCUAUGGCUACGUCGAUGUCGCGAGACAGCAAUGUGGCGAAGACCUGCCACGUUUGCAACCCGGCUUCGUUUCAGGCAGUAACUCUGGCGGCAACUGGAGGGACAAUAACAUCAAUCUGCAACCUAGUGUACAGGGGACUUCCUUCAUCGAUGAAAGCAAUGACUUGUACCCGCGCCCGUCAAAUACGCUAGACGCACAUCUGCUCAGGCAGCUUGAAGAGAACCGGCGGCAUAUUGGAGCAUCUGUCAGGCGCUUGGAGGAACACCUCCAGUGCACUGACAAGGUCAUUAGUCCUGCACGUCAAGCAAUGAUUGGUGACAAGAUCUGUCUGGCUGCUGGGAAUGUCAUUCAGAAUUUCCAGCACUGGAUUGGCCUUGUUGAGUCGAUCGAUCUGUCACCGCUCGGGAGCGCCUUCCAGAAACCCUCGCUGACAGAUUUUGGCACACAGAAGCAGAAGGUGUACGACUCGAUCGGCGAGCUCGUUGUGGCCUGCCAAGCGGUGACAGCACCGCUACCGGAUGAGUGGUCCGACAUUCGGGGAGACACCUUCGACUCUCGGCUGAACAACGUCCGUACCAUCCACAAGCAGCUCGAGACGCAUGUGUCGAACGUCGGCCAUGCUUUGCAGCUGUUGCUACCAGCUAACGCGGGCACGGCAGCCGCUACCAAGAAAGACCAUCGUCUGACCGAUGGUGGCGAGACCUACCAGAACCAUCAUUUGCGUGCUGAGCCUAGCCAUGCCGUCAAUAACCGUCCUGGUAUUGGCGACAUUGGUCAGUCGCAUUCAUACACCAUGGGCCAAGACAUGGCCGACAGUACGGUUCGCCGACCUGCCAAUAAGGACAAGGCUGCGCGCUUCUUUGGUCAGGUACCGACCCCGUUGAUGAAUCAGCAAAGCCCACCAGAGAUCCAGUCUCCUCAAGAAGAAACUCCGUGGUUCUUGCAGCUUGAGCACCUUGGUGAGAUUACUCAUGAUAUCAAGUCUGACUCUCACAUCGUCAAAGCGGGCACUCUCGCAGGACUGAUUGAGCAGCUGACUCGUCAUGACCGGCCCGACACCACGUUUAACACCACGUUUUUGUUGACCUACCGUUCUUUUACCACUGCGGCUGAACUAUUCGAGCUCCUCGUUCAGCGAUUCAACAUUCAACCCCCGCAAGGACUUACACGUGAUGAGUACACCAUGUGGGAGGACCAGAAGCAAAAGCCGACACGCUUUAGGGUCGUGAAUAUUCUCAAGACUUGGCUCGAGCAAUACUGGAUGGAAAACAAUGAUGAGGAGUCUAAAGCGCUCCUCGAGCGGGCUUCAGCAUUCACCACCACGACUAUCGCUGGCGCAAAGAUCCCAGGCGCCACGCAAAUCGCAACAAUCAUUGACCAACGCAUCAAGGGCCAGGAUACCUCGGCCAAACGUCUCGUGCUGACGCUGAACAAUUCCGCUCCUCCUCCGAUUCUUCCUAAGAACAUGAAGAAACUCAAAUUUCUGGACGUGGACCCUCUGGAAUUUGCAAGACAGCUUACGAUUCUUGAAUCCAAGCUGUAUGGAAAGAUCAAGCCCGUCGAGUGUUUGGACAAGACGUGGACAAGAAAAGGGCCUAUCAAUGGAGCCGACCCUGCGCCGAAUGUCAAGGCUCUCAUUCUGCAUUCCAAUCAGUUGACGAAUUGGGUCGCGGAGAUGAUCCUGCAUCAUCCUGAGGUGAAGAAGAGGGUGAUGGUCAUCAAGCAUUUCGUGGCCAUUGCAGACAAAUGCCGAUCACUGAACAACUUCUCGUCCAUGACGUCUAUCACUUCGGCAUUGGGAACGUCACCUAUCCUGCGACUGGCUCGCACCUGGGCGCAGGUCAACCCCAAGACAAACAAUAUGCUUGAUUCUCUUCGCAAUCUGAUCAGCACCACCAAGAAUUUUGCUCAAUAUCGCGAGGCGCUGCAUAUUGCCAACCCGCCCUGCAUUCCAUUCAUGGGUGUUUAUCUCACCGAUCUUGUCUUCAUUGAAGAUGGUAUUGCCUCGAUUGUCAAGAAUUCGGAACUGAUUAAUUUCGCCAAACGCACAAAGACCGCUGAAGUCAUUCGUGAGAUCCAGCAGUACCAAAAUGUGCCGUAUGCUUUAAAUCCAGUGCACGAGCUACAAACCUGGAUUCUCGGCCAGAUGGGCGCGGCUGGCGACGUCAGCGAGAUGUACGAGCGCUCCCUUGAGGUUGAACCUCGAGAGCGAGAGGAAGAGAAGAUCGCGAGGUUGCUGUCCGAAUCUGGCUUCCUGUGA
Messenger RNA from Cyphellophora europaea CBS 101466, 3435 nucleotides. RefSeq lists its product as uncharacterized. The record is from RefSeq and is a predicted model, not a curated record. Gene Ontology annotation, biological process: Ras protein signal transduction; positive regulation of GTPase activity. Gene Ontology annotation, molecular function: guanyl-nucleotide exchange factor activity; protein binding. The coding region runs from base 1 to 3435 and encodes 1144 amino acids. The transcript has 2 exons. NCBI's taxonomy places the organism in Eukaryota, Fungi, Ascomycota, Eurotiomycetes, Chaetothyriales, Cyphellophoraceae. Gene Ontology annotation, cellular component: plasma membrane.